AUGAGAAACUCAAUGCUCUUCUUCGGCUUUCUUCUGGCCUUCCUCGGCCUGGCUGUGCCAGGCACUGAGGGAGAAAUCAUCUCCCGAUGUGAGUUGGUGAAGAUCCUGCGUAAGCAUGGCUUAGAGGGCUUCAAGGGCACGACCAUAGCUGACUGGAUUUGCCUGGUGAAACACGAGAGCAAUUACAACACCGAAGCGUAUAACGACAAUGGUCCAAGCAGGGACUACGGGAUCUUUCAGAUCAACAGCAAGUACUGGUGUAAUGAUGGCAAGACCCGUGGAGCCGUCAAUGGCUGCCGUAUCAAUUGCUCAA
Messenger RNA from Opisthocomus hoazin, 313 nucleotides. The record is from RefSeq and is a predicted model, not a curated record. Lineage: Eukaryota; Metazoa; Chordata; Aves; Opisthocomiformes; Opisthocomidae.